AUGGCAAUCAGGUUCGACAGGAGAAUUUUCCGUGAAAGCGGUCAAGCAUCUUGGAGAAUGGAGAUGGAUAAGUUUCCUACCGGUGAAGCUUUGAGAAAAAGGAAUAUCAUGAUCGAGGACUCCACGUGCCCGUUAUGCGGUUCGGAUGAAGAAACUUCGGAACACUUGUUUAUAUCCUGCAGCAUCGCUUUUAUCGUCUGGAAUGGUGUGUCAUCAUGGUGCAAAAUUCCUAACAUUUUUGUUUUUUCGAUCACGGAUCUUCUCGGAAUUCUUGCGGGUCUAAGGGUUUCGGAGAAAAAGAAGGAAGCGGUUCAAGGUAUCAUUAUGCUCGUUGUUGGAGUUUAUGGCGUGCUAGAAACAACCUUAAAUUUUCUAACACUCCGGUUAAGAUAG
This is a messenger RNA of Helianthus annuus (common sunflower), 393 nucleotides long. RefSeq lists its product as uncharacterized. The transcript has a single exon. The record is from RefSeq and is a predicted model, not a curated record. NCBI's taxonomy places the organism in Eukaryota, Viridiplantae, Streptophyta, Magnoliopsida, Asterales, Asteraceae. The coding region runs from base 1 to 393 and encodes 130 amino acids.